AUGUUCAGCUCACAAGCCGGUUCAUCUUUUCAUACACAAAAAUUUAGUACACUUUCACCAUGUAGAUGGUCGACUGCUGGACAAUCAUUUGGCACAGAACGUGGUUCAAGUAUACUGGAUCCACCAUCUCCAACUGCACCUUAUCAUCAUACCAGCCGCAAAGCACAUCCAAAACGUUACUUAGCGUGUGCAAUAUUCUCAUCACUUAUAUUUUUCAUUACUGGCGUGAUUGCCAUAUACUACGCAACUCGAUCAUUACAUUGUGAACAAAAAGGUUAUUAUGAACAAGCAUUAAUACACUCUAGACGAUCGUUCAGUUGGUCAUUAGCUACGUUUGUUAUUGCACUAAUUCUCUACUUGAGUAUUGGACUAAUAAUAUUCAUUCGUUCAAUCGAUCAUCGUUGA
Molecule: messenger RNA, 405 nt
Organism: Didymodactylos carnosus
Lineage: Eukaryota; Metazoa; Rotifera; Eurotatoria; Philodinida; Philodinidae
Source: the annotation of a GenBank genome assembly